Messenger RNA from Caenorhabditis angaria, 1855 nucleotides. Lineage: Eukaryota; Metazoa; Nematoda; Chromadorea; Rhabditida; Rhabditidae. The record is from the annotation of a GenBank genome assembly.
AUGACGAUUCCAACAAAAGUGACAGCGGCGAAAAAAGAUCAAAACUUGCCAAAAAUUGUGAGUUUUUUUGCUAGAAUUUCGAAAAUGUGACUGGAAAUCCCACCAAAAAUGUCCGAAAACCGAAUUCCCAGUAUUUUUCAGCUGAAAAUAUCAGAUUUCCAGCCUUUUCUAAAGCAAAUAUCAUUUUCAGGAGGUUCCAAAGCUUCCAUCUGUAACUGAUGUCAAAAAUGCGAUUCCGGAACAUUGCUUCGAGAAAAAUGCACUAACUUCUAUCAGAUAUUUGAUUCAGGUAAGAAAAUAAAAUUGAGCAUCUCAGGUUCGAGUUUUUUGAAAAUUUUAAAUUAGCGCCAAAACUGUGGCGUGUUUGGUGUCAAAAUGAUUCUCACAGUCUCCCGAAAUCAUUCCAGGACUACCUAAUUCUCGCCGGUCUCUACCUCGCUCUCCCAACAAUCGAGGCCCAUCUCGGCCUUCUCGGCCUCAUCGCCUGGUACUGGGCUAUGGGAAUCGUUGGCUCAGCCUUGUUCGUCGUAGGCCACGACGCAGGUCACGGCUCAUUUUCCGAUCAUGAGUGGCUCAAUGAUCUCUGCGGACACUUGGCCCACGCUCCGAUCUUAGCACCAUUCUGGCCAUGGCAAAAAUCUCACCGUCAACAUCAUCAAUACACAAGUCAUCUCACAAAAGACAAAGGACAUCCAUGGGUAACAGAAGACGAUUUCAAUAAUCGAACUGUUGUCGAGAAAUACUUCUCAAUGAUUCCACUUUCUGGAUGGUUACGUUGGAAUCCGAUUUAUACAGUAGUUGGGCUUCCAGAUGGCUCGCAUUUCUGGCCAUGGUCCAAACUUUUUGAGACAACUGAAGAUCGUGUGAAAUGUGUGGUUUCGGGUUUGGCAUGCGCGUUCUGCGCGUAUGUGGCUUUUGUGAUUUCUGGAUAUUCGGUUUGGAAUUGGGUUAAAUAUUAUUAUGUGCCAUUGUUGUUCCAAGGAUUGAUUUUGGUUAUUAUCACUUAUUUGCAACAUCAGAAUGAGGAAAUUGAGGUGAGUCAGACAGCUAGAGAUAUACCUCUCUGCGCCUCUAGCUGUAUUGCAUUUCACAUAUAGAAUCGAGGAAGCUAGAGAAUGUUAGACAGCUAUAGAUGUUAAUAUUUUGAGAGAGCGCAGACAGCUAGAGAUUGUUCGAGACACGGAAUAGUUAGACAGCUAGAGCUGAUCGUGUUAUUUUGAGAGAGCCCCGACAUCUAGAGAACGUUCGAGACGCAGAGAAGGUAUUUAGACAGCUACAACAAUAGAUAUUUGUAGAUAGCGCAGACAGCUUGAGAGUUAGAGACACAGAAAAAACAGAAAGUUAGAACCAUAAGAAUUUGAAGACAGCGCAGACCUCUCAAGACAGAGAAAAGUUAGACUGCUAUAGUGGCAAGGAUUUUAAGAGAGUCCAGACGGUUAGAGAGCUAGAGCUAGAGACUAGCGACGCAGACAAACUUUUGUAUCUCCUCAACAAUCCAAUUUGAUUCCAGGUGUACGAACAAGACGAAUGGAACUUCGUCCGCGGUCAAACCCAAACCAUCGACAGAAAAUGGGGUUUCGGACUCGACACAAUCAUGCACAACAUCACCGAUGGUCACGUGGCACAUCACUUCUUCUUCACCCGAAUCCCACACUAUCAUCUACUCGAAGCCACUCCAGCUAUCAAAAAAGCGUUGGAGCCACUCAAAGGCACACAAUAUCGCUACAAAAAUGAGACAAAUUACGAUUGGUUCUUCAAAUAUUUGAAUUAUAAUUUGAAAUUGGACUAUUUGACACAUAAAGCCAAAGGAGUUCUUCAAUAUCGGGUUGGAGUUGAGGCCAAUAAAUCGAAAUAA